UAACUACCAUUCAAAAGUGUUACCAUAGCAACUAUGGUUUUCGGGUGACAGGGAAUUGGUUUUUGUUGUGCUCUGCUCGCGACGUCAAAUUUUCGCUCUGACGAUCAUUCUCUACUAAGUGCGCACACGCUCUGGAUGAGAAAGUGAUAUCUCUCAUUUCUACUGAAUUACUUUGAUCUGUUGCUUGUCAUCGAGCCAAACGAAUCAUGUAUUCGCUGAAAUGUUUUGCUGUUUUGGCCAUCACUUACGUCAUCACAGUGUUAGGAUCUCACAUCUGCCCGUCUGAACCCGCUGUCAAAUGUUCCUGCCCACCUCAGUGGCAAUUGUGGCAGAACGGGUGUCAUCGCCUCACUCCUUCAUGGCAUUCUUGGGAUGACGCCAAGGAAGCUUGUCAAGACAUGGGAGGCAAGAUGGCCGCUCCUCGCUCGCUCGAGGAAUUGAAGUUCAUAGCGGAAAUGGCCCGAAAGGUGGACAGUCAAUACAGGGCCUGGAUUGCUUGCAAUGACAAAGAGGUUGAAGGAACUUGGGAGUGUGACGGUCAGGAAGGAGGCGAGCCCUUCCUGGUAUGGAAUGGUGGGGAACCAGAUAAUUGGAUGGAUCAAGAUUGUGCUCAAAUAACCGCACAGUAUGACAGAAUGGAUGAUGCGGGCUGUUAUGUAGAGAAAUUGGCUUUUUGUGUUCGCAAGGCUGAUUGCACUCAUCUCCCAAUCCAACCCCGUCAAUACUGCCUCUCUACCGACACCCACGGCCGCAUUCUCAACUCGACCUGCCUCCUCGACCACAGCAUCCGGGAGUUUAUCACCCAGGGCGUGGCCGCCUGUGGCUCGGCCUGCGCCAAGGAGCCCGGAUGUCGCUCCUUCAACAUCAAGAAAACCGAAGACGGGAAGAAAAUAUGCCAGCUGAACAACAGCACAAGCUCCGAAGAUAAUGACAAGUUUCAGACGACCUAUUACUUCUGUAUGUACUCAGAAGUUUGUUUUGGCUAA
Messenger RNA from Patiria miniata (bat star), 986 nucleotides. Its product is annotated as perlucin-like protein. Lineage: Eukaryota; Metazoa; Echinodermata; Asteroidea; Valvatida; Asterinidae. Bases 207 to 986 code for a protein of 259 amino acids. The record is from RefSeq and is a predicted model, not a curated record. The transcript has a single exon.